AUGGAGGCCUGGUGGCCAAAGAAGUUCGCGUGCGUUUCCGACGAACCCAUCUACCUCCUGGACAUGGCGCUGCACCCGGCCGGUGCCGCCUCGGCCGCAUCGUGUUCUGACCUGGCGCUGCGGCUUUACGACCAGGCCACGCUGCAACUGGUGGGCGAGUGUCGCGGGCACAUCAGCCGUGUGUGCGGGCUGACCUUUGCUCAUGCGCGGCACGACCUCCUCUACUCGGCGUCCGAGGACGGGACGGUCCGGGCCUGGGACGUCCGCCGCCCCGGCGGUACCGCAGCCCAGGUGUUCCGUGGCGACCGGACCCACAGCUUCUGUAGCUUUGACCUGAGCUGUGGUGACGUGCUGCUCUGCGCCGGCACUUCGCUGGUAGACGAAGACAGCCUGUUGAUGUUCUGGGACAGCAGGAAGCCCAACACGGUCCCGCUGGGCGUGUACUCUGAGUCUCACAGCGACGACAUCACGCAGGUGCGCUUCCAUCCGCACGACAAGGACCGGCUGGCAUCGGGCUCCUCCGAUGGCCUGGUGAACGUGUUCGACCUGCGACGCGGCUCAGAGGAGGAAGCACUGCUCUGCACAUGCAAGGACGACUCGGCGGCGGUGUCCGUGUGCUGGGCGGAGGCCGACGGCAGCCACCUGCUGUGCCUCAGCCCCGACGAGGGACUGCGCCUGUGGGACCUGCGCCAGCUGGACACUGACCGACCCCUCGCUGUCUUCAGCUGCCCGGACGUGCGCCACCUGGAACUGGUGCCGGGCGGGCGGCGCCUGGACUACCUGGUGGGCGGGGCUUGGCUGGAAGGAGCAGGCAAGUUGCUGGUGGUGGGCGGGGACAAGGGCGGCGACGUCUGCCUGAUGGAGUGCGACGGCGACGGGCUGCAUCUUCUUGCGAGCCUCCACGGAGGACACACCGCCACUGUCAGGUGCUUCGUGUGGGACGAGGUCAGGGGGAUGCUGAUCACCGGUGGGGAGGACGCCCGGCUGUUGCUCUGGAAACCGGGGGGAGGAGAGGACAAUGAAAAUUCUCCUGCCUUUAAACUCAAAUGGCGUCCGCACGUAAUAGUGCAAAUCCAAAAAUAGGCCACUGUAGUAACAAAAUACAUGUACUUGUAUGUUUAAAUUCUAUUUUAACCUGGGAUUACUUGCAUCAAAAUCCAAAAAACAACUUUUAACUCGGGAGAAAACGUUCUACAAGGUGACAUAUACCUGACGUGAUUUAGCUACAAAGUGAGUAUCGGGCUGUGGUGAACUCCUUAUGCUACUUCCAUUGCAUCUGACUGACAAUGUUUUUUCUCUUUGAAAACCGUUGACAAAGUGAACCAAUAAGUUUCAACAAAAGAAAGUAUUUGAUCUUGAA
This is a messenger RNA of Syngnathus typhle (broad-nosed pipefish), 1360 nucleotides long. It is a transcript of the gene wdr89, whose product is annotated as WD repeat domain 89. The coding region runs from base 1 to 1083 and encodes 360 amino acids. The transcript has 2 exons. NCBI's taxonomy places the organism in Eukaryota, Metazoa, Chordata, Actinopteri, Syngnathiformes, Syngnathidae. Gene Ontology annotation, molecular function: protein binding. The record is from RefSeq and is a predicted model, not a curated record.